This is a messenger RNA of Glycine soja, 1393 nucleotides long. RefSeq names its product WUSCHEL-related homeobox 3-like. Gene Ontology annotation, molecular function: DNA binding; DNA-binding transcription factor activity. The record is from RefSeq and is a predicted model, not a curated record. Lineage: Eukaryota; Viridiplantae; Streptophyta; Magnoliopsida; Fabales; Fabaceae. The coding region runs from base 359 to 991 and encodes 210 amino acids. The transcript has 2 exons. Gene Ontology annotation, biological process: plant organ development.
ACUAGGGGAGAAUCUGAUUCAUUCUGUUAAGAAAAAGUUAAUAAUAAGGUCAUGAUGACUCACAUACUCACAAUCAGUAGUUCUCUUCAUUCACUCAUCUCUUUUCAGAAUCUCUCUCUCUCUGUGCAUGGACUGAAGCCUCACUUGAAUGCUCCUCUAAAAGGAACAUCAGCAUGAGACUAGUACUUUUUACCUAUCUAAUUCACCACUCCCUUUUAUGCCUGCCUCAACCUCUUUCCUUUUUGUCUCUUCCUCUCCUCUUUACUGUAUCUUUCUCUCUGUCCCUCUAUUUAUACAUCCCCUUUCUCCUGUCUAAAGAAACUCAUCAAAGAGAGAAAAAAAAUACUACUAUACUACUAUGUCUCCAGCAGGUUCAUCAAGAUGGAGCCCUACCACAGAACAGCUCAUGAUCUUGGAGGAACUGUACAGGAGUGGUAUUAGAACUCCCAGUGCCUCUCAAAUUCAGCAAAUUACUACACACCUUUCUUUCUAUGGCAGGAUAGAAGGAAAGAACGUGUUCUACUGGUUUCAGAACCACAAGGCUAGGGAUAGACAGAAGCUAAGAAGGAAACUCACCAAGCAACUGCAGCUACAGCAGCAGCAGCAACAACAACAAUUCCAACUCCAUCAUCAUUGCCAACAACUCAAUCAAGAUCAUAUCACUAACCAUUUUGUUGGUAGCUUUGGUUAUAGCACUGCUCGUUCUACUACCCAUGAUUUUUCCUUUUUUAACUCACCUAGCUUGAUUUUUCAGGGAGGAGCUGCAAACACACCAGAACAAGCAUUGAGUUGCAAAUGGAAUGUGCAAAACCCUCAAAGUAAUUUGGUGGAGAAUAAAGAGAUGGCAUUCUGCAACUAUGGUUGGACACUUGUGGAUGUUGAUAAUCAAGCAUCUUCAUGUUGCACUACUCGACCUCUCAAGACUCUUGAUCUCUUUCCUCUCACAACUACCAGAAUCAAUGAAGACUGCACCGCCACACCACCCAAGUAGCUCUAACUCUAUCGUUCCAAAACUGCAUGUGUGUGACAUUUGAUGUUAAUAGCCUAUUGCUUAAGGAGUUUAAUCUCUAUAUAGGAAACCAUGCUGGAAUGUAUCAAUUAUACCAAUAGUACCAAGUCUUGUACGUAGGACCUUUGGUUGCACCUUGUGAAAGCAUGAUCCAAGUAUUCAACACUUUCAUUCUGGAAAAAAUCCUGUGGGUAUAUGUAUAUCCCAGUAUGAUACCAAGAUUAUUAAUUUUAUCCCAGAAGACCAUAUAAUGAACCUGUCACUUAUUUCUAAGUGGUGUUUGUUGUAUUCACUUUCGUUAGUUUAGUUAUAUCAGAUAAACAUAUUCUGGUUAAUGUGCUCAAUUUUAUGGAAAUUGUCAAACUGGUAAUUUGUGUAUUGAUA